This is a messenger RNA of Bactrocera oleae (olive fruit fly), 8343 nucleotides long. The record is from RefSeq and is a predicted model, not a curated record. Lineage: Eukaryota; Metazoa; Arthropoda; Insecta; Diptera; Tephritidae.
UAAUAUUUAAUAUUAAUAAAAUAAAUCUAAUGACUCAUUUCAAAUAGCUUAAGUUGCCAGAGUGCAACGCCGUACCAAGCCGGCGAUUGCGCUUUGUCUUUCAGCUUCAUUCAGCACUUUAUUCAGCUAAAAUCUGAACUGCUGAAAACUAGGUAUUAAGUUCUACGAGAUUUUUGAGUUAUAAAUCAUGUCUACCAAUCACCAGCGAAAAACUAACAGCAAGAGUUGGCAACAGCUAAGUGUUUUGCACCGACAAAUUGAUGGUACUAAAAAUGAAGUUUGUCUUUUAUCGGUGCAUACCCCAUCAUCCAACGAGCUACUUAGAUAUGUAAAACAUACAAUACACUGCACAGAUGCAUUUCUUAUAGCAAAAAAUGUAUACUCUUUUCUUUAUCUUGAUUUUAAUCAAUCAGUUUGUAUGGCAGCUAUAUGCUAUAGUCAUCCGAUCUAAACAAUUUCUUCGGAGAUAGUACCACUAUUUUGAACAAUAAUCCGUGCGAAAUUUCGUGAAGAUAUUUUGUCAAAUAAAAAAGUUUUGCAUACAAGCACUGUACUCCGAACGCUCAGUUUGCAUGGCAGCUAUAUGCUAUAGUGCUGCGAUAACGGCGUUUACGAAAAAUAAGCAGCUUUUUGGGAGUGAAAAGGAUGUGUGCAAAAUUUCAGAUCGAUAUUUCAAAAACUGAGCAUCUGGUUCGCUAUAGAAAGAACAGACAGGCAGCAGCUACCUUAAAGCAACUCCGACGUUUCCUUCUGCGUGUUACAGACUUUGUGUCAAACUUAAUAUACCCCAUUCAAGGUACAAAAAUUAAAUAUUCUUUCGAAAACAAGCGUAAGUUCGCGUUGGCUAGCAAAUAGCCUAAUCCAAAUACUGCGAAGAAUUGUUAAAUUUCAAAGCGAGUUUGAUAGCAGCUAUACUAUCGACUAACCGGACGCGAUAAUAAUAGUUUGAUCGAUUACUACUACUUUCAUAAGCAUAUGCGAUCGUCAACACGCAUCCGGCAUAGUUUUCUGUCGUUGUGCGUAUCUCACUCAGCACUCAUACAUAUUGUCGAUUUUUUCCUGACCUACACUACAGCGUCUCAAGUUACUGUUUACCGUCUUUUGUUGUGUUCCCCUCAGUAAAAAGGUAAGCGCUAGUGCGAAGUUUGAAGGCAGACGAAGCGCAGCUAGCGUUUUGUUUUACUUGCAACAUUUGCCACGCCACAGCGUCUCAAGUAUGUAUACAACUCGAUGAAUGUGGGAAACACUACAAGAAACUAUAAACUCGUGAAUUUUCGUAGCCAUGCACGUAUACACGCAUAAAGUGCGACCAAAUACAUGAGCUUAUUGUUUUUAAAGAAAGAAAGUGCUAGCCGCUUUUAAUAGCUGGAGAUCGCAACUAUUCUCAAUUUGGCGUUUUUGCCCGACACUGUAGUCUGGUUGGUAGACUUUGACGUAUUUUAGUGUUGCUUGAAAAGCCAAAGUCGCUGUAGUGGCAAGCUAACUUAUACAGUUACAUUCCAACUGUCGCGAUCGCAGGCUGCCAAUUUAUAAUACGAACAAGAUUCCAGCCAAGCUAGCUGCUCUAACUGUAGCACGAACGGGAACUUCCAACGGUAGUUGCCUUAUAAUAAGUUCCCGAUUAGUUAGUGUUAGCACGCAUUCUUGGGGUGGUCUGAAGCAGCCCCUAUACUAUAUUACACCCUCAAUCGUUUCAUGUGACACAAAUUGGCUGAGCACUUGUUUUACCAACAACACUGUCUGAAUUGGAUUGUUGUAUUAAUGUUAUUGUUGUUGUAGGUGCGAGACGUCGCCUUUCUGUCUACAGAAAUCAUAAAACUCAGCGUAAUAUGAGCAUAUACAUACACACAUACAUAUGUAUGUUAUAUGUAGCAGCUGCAUUAGUGCGGAAGCGGAUGCGUUCAGUAUGCCACACAUACACACACAUGCAUAUUUUUUACUUGCAUUUUGUGUUUGCUUGCGAGAUUGGCGCGUGGUGGUUGCUACUUUGAUUCCCGCUGUACGUGUUUUCGUAUAUAAUACGUCCAUAAAUCAUGCCCGGUAAUCGCAUCGAAGCGAAUCAAUUGAACUGAUCGCAGUGCGACGCCUCGAGUGGCAACGCGUCGCUCCGUCACCGCGUUUGGGUAAUUUGUCGCAGCUGUUUCACUAUACACUACCAUUGUCGUUAGCGACAUUGCCACUCGCUUUUGAUCGUGUUAAUUGCAUUGCAUUAAUUGCGCAAUGUUUUGCCUUUAUGCAACUAAGCGCGCAUGCGCGUACAUUUAAUUCAGGUCCUUUGUCACUUUGCACACAAUUUUCUUUGCAAAAUGUAACAAAUUUUUCUUAUUUCUAUUAUGACUUUCCACCAUUUUGCUCGCUGUGUAUGUAUGUAUGUGCAUAUGUAUGUUGAUUGUAGCUCAACCACCCUUUGCGACGUGAUUGCGUUGCGUAAAACUGAAACGCACACGUAUAAACAAUAUAUGUAUGUAUAUAUGUACACUUACUCGAUGUUAGGCAAAGGAUUUGCUGCCAUUGUGCCACCGCCGCCGCCUCCGACACAUGCGCCGGAUGUAAACCAAACGUAUACAAUAAAAAAGGCUUUCCAACCCUUAAGGGGGUGUCUACCCACUAGUUUCAACUAUGCAUUGAUAUAGUAAUGCAAAUAUAUAUUUAAUAAACAUAUAUUUACUUCUUGCCACCACACUGCUGCUACUUCCGCUAGCUAUAUGCAAACAUGCGACCACCGUCGAUCCGUGAUGUGUGCGGCCAAAAGUUAUGUCUCGCUGUAAACAUGUAAGUACUACCGAAAGUGUAUGCUAGCAGCACAUAGUAUCUGUUUGUGCUCACUAUAAUGCGGUUGACGACCUCUCUUUUGACCAUUCUUUCGCUUUACUUUAUCGUGCGUGAAGUAGGGCGGAAGCUUUUGCGCUGCACAAAACUCCCUUUUUCUAUAUGCAUACCUGCCGCAACGUCGGAUAGCUCUCUUAACGCCGACGCAUACGUCGACGUCAUUGCCGAAAUAGCGUACGCAGCAAACGAGUAAUCUGCUGCUUCUCACACAAAUGGACAACACUUAAAUCGAAAACCAUUUGACACCAAAUCUAUCCUAUUGCGUAUAAAAUUCUACAUAUGUACAUAAAUACAUACAUUUACAUAGCAGGCGCAUACAUAUUCGGAAGAGCCUGCCUUCGUGUAAAACGGAAGUCGAAAGCUUCAACAGCAAGCAGCAGCACUAUCAAACACAUAUACUUGCAUACAUCAUUACAUGUGGAGAGCGUUGAAAAUAAAUACAACAACUAUCAGUCUACCGACCUUUUUCUGAAGUGCACUGCAAAUUUUCGGAAACAACGCAAGUCUUCACUUUAGAAAAUAUUUUUAAAUUUAAAAGUGUUUGAGCGAUUAAAAGUGUGAACUCAUAAUUUUUAAAGUAACAGGAGUCACUGCUACAGUGUUGUGCUGAAAAUUGUAUGAUUAUUUAAGCGUAUAAACUCCUAAACAAAAAUGUAAGUAUGUAUGCACAAAUAGAUAUGACUGUAUCUAUUGAUGUACACUUCUAAAUACAUAUGUAUGUAUGUAUGUACUGUUUUGAGUGUAGCUGGCCGCAUUUGACCCGUAUUUAUAGUUUCUACAGAAUUACCGGCGUGAACUAUUUCCAGACACAGUUGCUGCGCUCAUCACAGCGUCCGCCAUUUUAAACUCGAAAAAGGUAAAACACCAACAGCAAUAAGAUCAGCGAGUAUAGGCAGAGAGCGUUGACUAGACGCUGGCUGCAGAGUUAAAUUCAUAUAAACAUACACACAUAACCAGAAAAAGUGUUGUUUUCGCUAUGCAGAAUACUAAACAAUAACGAAGUCAUAGAAAAAUCCGGCAACACACAAAAGCGCAAAGCGGCAUUUUUGGCGUCACUGUCGACUUCACUGCUUGUUGUGCUCGUUGGCUGCCGCUGCGCUGCCGACGCUUUGCGGCUUUGCGUUCGUUUGUGCAUUUGUAGCUUCGAUUCUCACAUCUAUGAAGUUCGUUCUUCACUUGAAUUCGUGCGCUCGCCGUAAACACAUCAAUUCUCGGGUGAAAUUGUCGUCUUUAUUGUGCAAAAAGAAUUAGAGAAAAAAAAUCCUAAAGCAUUAACAUAGUAUACAUAAAAGAACCAACAAAAACGAGCAGAAUUCUUUAAUCAUCGUGCAAAAUCAAACGAAAAAUACAUCCAGGAAAAGUGUAUAUAUCGAGCAGCAAACAGUAGUAGCGGAAAAUUUAUAUAAAAAAGUACAGAAAAAGUUAGCGGCAAGCAAAAACUAACACACAUUCAUAUAAAUAAAAUCGAUAAAUCGAUUAGCUUAGCAGCUCUCUCACGAAUUUCAUACACGCUUCAAUUAAAACGCCAUCUUCAGCGUUGCCAACGACUUUUUACCAGACAACGUUGACAUAAGAGACGCAGCCGACAGCGCAGCAUAAAAGUAAAAGAACAAAUUUACGCAAAAGCGAAGUUGUGAAAAAGCAUCAAAAUUAUUGCCGCAACGAGGAAAACACACGCCAACGCAAUGGAUUUUAUGAUGGCGAAUGCCGGUGCUGCAGGCACAGUAGACGCUCAGGCCCAGCUAAUGGCUCAAACCGCUGCCAAUCCGGCCGCUGCCGCAGCCGCUCUAGCCGCAUCGAAUGCAUCACCUGCGCAGACUGCUGCCGCUGCUGCAGCAGCACAACUGCAACAGCAGCAGCAGGUGCAGCAGGCCAUUUUACAGGUGCAGCAACAGCAAACACAACAAGCCGUCGCCGCCGCCGCUGCAGCCGUCACCCAGCAGUUGCAACAGCAAACUACCAACGGAAAUACGAAUACACAACAGAAUGGCAACAACGGCACAUCCGAGACACGUACUAAUCUCAUUGUAAACUAUUUGCCACAAACAAUGACCGAAGAUGAGAUACGUUCACUAUUCUCCAGUGUGGGCGAAAUUGAGUCUGUAAAAUUGAUACGCGACAAAUCGCAAGCUUUUAUGGAUCCACUGAACCCGCAAGGACCAAAUAAGGGUCAAAGUUUGGGUUAUGGCUUUGUCAACUAUGUGCGCGCACAAGAUGCCGAGCAGGCCGUUAACGUAUUGAAUGGGUUGCGUUUACAGAAUAAAACUAUCAAGGUAUCAUUUGCACGCCCCUCAUCGGACGCCAUUAAGGGUGCGAAUUUAUAUGUGUCGGGACUGCCAAAGAAUAUGACUCAGCAAGAGUUGGAGGCAAUUUUCGCACCAUUCGGAGCUAUAAUCACAUCACGUAUACUGCAAAAUGCCGGUAACGAUUCACAGACCAAAGGUGUCGGUUUCAUACGUUUCGAUAAGCGUGAGGAAGCAACACGCGCCAUUAUUGCACUGAACGGCACCACGCCGCCGGAUUGUACCGAUCCGAUUGUGGUGAAAUUCUCAAAUACACCGGGUAGUACUAGCAAGAUAAUGCAACCACAAUUGCCAGCAUUCCUCAAUCCACAAUUGGUGCGGCGCAUCGGCGGCGCUAUGCAUACGCCGGUCAACAAGGGCUUGGCACGUUUCUCACCCAUGGCCGGCGACAUGCUCGAUGUUAUGCUGCCAAAUGGUUUGGGUGCGACAGCGGCCGCCGCUAGUGCAUUAGCUAGUGGUCCGGGCGGUGCUUAUCCAAUUUUUAUUUACAAUUUGGCACCCGAAACUGAGGAGGCAUCACUGUGGCAGCUAUUCGGGCCAUUCGGCGCAGUGCAAUCGGUUAAAAUUGUUAAGGAUCAAACCACAAAUCAAUGCAAAGGCUACGGCUUCGUGUCGAUGACCAAUUAUGAUGAAGCGGCAAUGGCAAUUCGUGCACUAAACGGUUAUACACUGGGCAAUCGGGUGCUGCAAGUUAGCUUCAAGACCAACAAAUCAAAGUAAAUUAUCUUUCCAGCGAAUAAUCUACAGUAGUAACAGCUAACUGCAACAAUAAUAGUAGUAGAUAACAACAAAAACAACAACUGUAACAAUAAUACACGCAUACACAAUGAAAACAACAAUAACAGCGUUAACAACAAAGUAGCGGAAAUACAGUAGUAACAGCAGCAACAUAAAGCGAACGGACAAAAACUAUAAAACGGUAAACGCGGAGCCGAGCUGCAAACCGGCCGCAGGCAAGUUGGUGGAAAUGCGCGGGUUGGCUUUGUUUAAAAUUGGUAAAAGUGUGUGAUGUGCAAGGCGUGUUGUGGGGAGGGUGAGUUUGCUCGUCCUCCCCCCAACAUUCGCAACGCACGCCAACCUCGUAUUUUCCAUUUUUUAAUUAUAUUUUAUAUAUUAAGCAUUUGCUAAAGAAGGUCGCAACUUGCAGCAAUACAAAGCUGGUAAUUAAAUUAAUUAAUGAACUUUAGAAAGUGCGGUUAAUUAAUCUAAUUUGUUACACUGUAAAUUCUAAAACAAAAACACAAGCGCGGAGUAGUAGUUAGGUGCAGAGAAGCAUUGACAACAAGAAAUUUGUGUUGUAGCAAAAUUUUGCAGUUACAAACCGCUUAUAAGCGGAAUGAAAGCAUGCAGUAUAUGUAUCUGUAGCGUAGUGAAAAUAUGAAAACAAAAAAGGUGCAAUUGAAAUCAUUUGAAUAGAUUUUUCCUUAUCAGCUACCACCCACAAUGGCUUUGCGAAAAGCAAAUGGACGCACAUAUAUGCUUAAAAUGGCGCGUCAUAUGCCGCCAGCAACCACCCGUUUGUGCGCGCAAGUAGGCGGCUAGCUGCCCACACGUCACACGCUACAAAUAAUUGGGGUGGUUACGGCAGGCACUCCAAAUCAGUCAGUAGCAUGUGUGUCUGUUUGUUAGUCACCUGAAUUUCACAAUGCCAAAGCAAUCAAGGAAAAAUAUUUGUCGCUGUACAUUUGUAUGCAUAUGUUUGCGUUUGAAAACUUUGCAAAUUUUGGCAAUUUCAAGCACUGUACCGCGUGUGUUGGUUUAAAAUUUAGCAAAAAUUGGCAAGCAAAAUGUGAAAAUUAUUACUCGAAACAGUUUGCGCUAUUUUUAAACUAACCAACAGCUGCAACGCGUGUCUGUAUGCUUGCAUGUGUGCGUGCACACAAAUACAAAUGUGCUGGCGCAUAAAAGUAAAUAUAUAUAAUAUUUAUUGAAUGAAUCUCAGCAAGAAAUAUAAACGAAUUGUAAAAACAAAAAAUGUUUUCCUAUUUUCACUGCGCCAGUCUGUUAUAAACUAAAAAAAAUGCAAUGAAAUUAAUGAAAACGAAAAGUUUACAAAAUUAAGCCGCAAAAAAUAGCAUAAAACAUAUGCUAGAAUUUCUUAACACUAAAUCAACUCUGUUAAUAACACUACCAGCAAAAGCCAAAACGUAUGUGUGAAAAAAAAAAAUUGAAACCGUUUACAAAUUGAAAUCGAACAAAGAGAUCAACACAUGAUUUUCCAGUUUAAAAACUGUUUCGAAAAUUUCCGUAACUACUGUUGUAUGAAAACUACUACUGCAAAAGUAUUUCAUAAAACCUUAUAGCUCAAUGAGCGCCAAUUGUGUAGUAAACAAAAGGAAUUAGUGAACAGUUCUUUUAAAAAUAUACUAAUAAUUAAGAAAUAUAGGCAAAAACAAGCAUCUUCCAAAACAAACUUGGCCUGCCGGCAGCAAUAAAAGUAUUUUAAAUUUCAUUUGCAAUUUUAAAAGUUGAAAAAGUUGACAAUUUUUAUACGUUUUCUAACUAAAAGUAUGCGUUAUAAGCAAAUGAUAAAACUAAAUGCAAUCAAACGUGCAGCAAGCGCUCGAAAGUAAGGCUUGAAGUUAUACGAGUGAAUGCGUACGCAGGUUUUAAGGUAUAACACAACUAUACUAACAAAAGAAAAAAAUAACAAUUAAAAAAUUAAUUGUAUGUUUAAAAGCAACUCUAUUUUGCUAUAAAAGCGCAUAAUAAUAAUAAUUUUCAAAUAUAAGCUUAGCAAAGCAAGAACAAAUAUAUUAAAACAAUUUUUGAAAUUAAUGAGUUUCGUGACAUGCAAGCGUGAAAAAACAGACAGGCAGUUGCGAAAAUACGUAUUUAAAUUAAAUAAAAACAAACUUAAAAUUUUUAAAUUAUUUAAUGUACUAGCAAAACAAAACAAAAAAAUAGUAAAUAAAUUAAUAUAUGAGUAAUAAUCUUAGUGAUUAUUGUAAAAGCAACGUCAAGGAGGCUGCUACAGUAUUAAAUAGCAAAAGUUUAAAUUUAAAUAAUUAAAAAUAUAAAACUAAGAAAAUAAGAAAAUAAGCAAAAGUUGGGCGUAAGCUCAUAACAAUAUGUGUAACUAGCAAAUAAAGCGGCAAAGCCUGCGUGCGCAAUUGCAAAUUUAUAGUAAAAAGUAGUUCUUUCGAAUUUUAAAUGAGCUAAACAAACAUAACGAGUCAGUAUCGAAUGAGUAACAAUAAUUAUUUAAAAA